AUUAACCAUCCUGGUUAAUUUUAUUAACUCCACCCUGGCCGUGGAGCAAAGAGCUGGGACUGCAAGGGGCAGUGGAGCAGAAGGGAACGGGCUUUGUCCCCCGCCCAACCCAGGGGCGGUGCGGCUGGGGCUCCCGGCACAGCCCUUGCUUCUUGCCCAGCGAUUGCCGUCCUGCAGGGCUGGCGGGGUCUGGCAGCAUGCACGGGCUGCUGCUCUGCGGGGGCUGGCUGCUGGCCACCGGCUACCUGGCGGGUGCCGCGGGCGGGUGCUGGCAGCGGUGCUGCCCGGGCAGGAACAACGCCUGCUGGGCCCUGGGCACCCACCGGGCUCGCUGCUACUGCGACUCGUACUGCCAGAGGACAGGUGACUGCUGCGAGGACUACCGUGCUGCGUGCCGCCGUGCCGCGGUGGGCUGCGUGGUGGGGCCCUGGGGGCCGUGGAGUGGGUGCAGCUCCCCGUGCGGGGUGGGCAGCAGGGCCCGCAGCCGCCAGGUCACCGUCCCGCCGCGGCACGGAGGGGAGCCCUGUCCUGACCUCAAGCAGCGCCGAGGCUGCCUGGGGGAGCACCUGACUUGCGGGACGGCCAGAGAAGUGGCCAAGAUAUUACCUGACUUCUUCAGCCGGGACCUCAGAGAUCCCUGGCGGAGAACCGAGCUGCUGCUGCGCGAGGAGCCAUCCGGCUCCCCCUUCCCCAGGUACUGCGGCUAUUUCCACCUGACGCAGGUGGGGCCCCCCUGCCGCGGGCAGGCCUGGACCCGCCGCCUGCACCGGGACAAGCGGGUGUGCGUCGAGUGCCGGGGGGACACAUCCCACCGCCGUCCCCAUUGCACCGGGCACGGGCUGCAAGGAGCCAGGACAUUCUGGGUGGCCGCCUCCGUGGCGGGGUGUCAGGGCUCGUGGGUGCAGGAGGGGCUGCAGGAGGGCUGUGUCUGCUCCCCGCCAGCCCUCAUCUUCGUGUAGCAUCCCCUGGGAAGGUGGGCUGAGUCCUCCGUGUCACUGCUCCUUGCUGGGGAGGGGGUGAAUGCAAUAAAAACUUGGUGUCUUUUAUAAUUUCACCCUUCUGCAGGCUUGCUGCUCGCCCUUGGAGCUGACCCCCCGCGUUUUUCGUUAAGUAUUUUGUUGAAGAAUGGGAAGAAAACCCUGAUUAUAAAGACUAAAAAUAGGGGUAUUCCUAAAGUAUGGUGAUUCAUGGUGGAAGAACAUCAUGCUGAGGUUAAACCUGGAUGAGAAGAUGAUGCGGCAGUGACAUGGGAGGACAAUACGAUAAUGUCACACUCAGCCAUGACAUCAUGCCAUAGGAGGAGGGUGGAGAUGGCAUCCUCCCUCUGUGUGUUCAGGCCAGCCAGACUGCAGUGAGGCGUUGGGUGAGCCAUGAGCGGUGGCUGGGCUGUGUGCUGUGGUUUGCAGAGGGAAAUUAAACGUGGGCACUCAAAGUCUGCGCGUGGGCAAUGACACCAGUGGGUGAUGGCAGCAUGUUUUUGUACCAGCCGCUCUUGGGCAUCAAGAUGUCCUUGCAGAGGCUGAACUCCCCCAGGAGAGGAAUUUCUCCUCCUCAGAGAACCUGUGCUUUGCCUUUGCUGUGCCCAUGCUGCCCCUGCAGCGGGUGAGGAUGAGGAUGGAUCAGGGUGCUAUCACACUAAAAACUCUGCUGUCCCCACCAGACAAGCUGGGGCUGCAGCACUGCUUUGGGGUCAGCAAUACUGGGUGUCCCUGGGGUGCAGGGCAGGGUGUUUGUGGGGUUGUUUUUGCUUCAGGGUUUGAACCUCCCUGGCUGAGCGGGUGGCUGUUGCUCGUUUUCUGCCCCACUAUGUGUUUGGCCCCCAGUUGCCUCCCCCUGCCGCAGCCUCCCCCUCUCUCGCCGCCACUCCUGGGCAUGGAAAUUAAAAGGCUUCAAGACC
This is a messenger RNA of Columba livia (rock pigeon), 1897 nucleotides long. Its product is annotated as somatomedin-B and thrombospondin type-1 domain-containing protein. Bases 198 to 959 code for a protein of 253 amino acids. The record is from RefSeq and is a predicted model, not a curated record. NCBI's taxonomy places the organism in Eukaryota, Metazoa, Chordata, Aves, Columbiformes, Columbidae. The transcript is spliced from 5 exons.